AAAGACGCGCAAUUCAACAGUAUGAAGAUUCUAGAAUGGAUUCAAUUGUUCGACUUAUGGUCGAAACCAGCCAAUUCUUUUUGCCGCAAUGUUGAAGCCAUUCAGUCAGGGACAUUCAACAAGGAAAAGAUUGUAAAGCAGCUCAAAGAUGAAUUUCAACCUGUGUUCGACAGCGGUUUAGGACUCUGUACCAAAGCAACAGCCUCAUUGAAGCUCAAGGAAGGUGCAAAACCCAUUUUCAGACCAAAAAGACCAGUGCCUUAUCCAGUCAUGGCUCAAGUUGAGGAUGAGUUACAGCGCUUAGAACAAAAGGGCAUCAUCAAACCAGUCACAUCUUCUGAGUGGGCAGCACCAAUUGUAGUGGCAAGAAAAGCAAAUGGUUCUGUAAGGAUUUGUGGUGACUAUUCAACAGGUCUCAAUCAGAUUCCUGUUGAUGAAGAUUCACAGAAGCUAUUGACCAUUCACACACACAGAGGCUUAUAUCAUUUCACAAGACUCGCACCUGGGGUUUCAGUCGCACCAGGCCAAUUUCAAUGCAUUGUCGAAGGUAUGCUCUCAGGGAUCGACAAUGUUGCAGUCUAUUUUGACGACAUUUGUGUCUCAGGACCAGACAUAAAUUCGCAUAUCAGUACAGUCAAACAGGUACUUCAGCGCCUCCAGGAUUAUGGUUUUCACAUCAAAUUGGAGAAGUGCAACUUUUUCCAAACACAAGUAAAGUACUUGGGCCAUAUUCUCGAUUGUCAUGGGCUAAGACCUGAUCCGGGAAAAAUCGCAGCUAUCAAGGACAUGCCUCCUCCCAAGGAUAUUUCCCAAUUGCGAUCUUUUCUUGGUGCAAUCAACUAUUAUUGCAAGUUUGUUAAAUCGAUGAGCACUCUUCGAGCACCAUUCGAUUCUCUCUUGCGAGAUGGAGCACCAUGGAUUUGGGGAGAGGAUUGUCAACGAGCUUUCAUGAAGUUCAAGGAUAUUUUGUCUUCUGACCUCCUACUCACACAUUUCGACCCAUCUCUACCAAUUUCCAUUGCUGCUGAUGCAUCCAACACUGGAAUAGGUGCUUGCAUUUACCACACAUAUCCUGAUGGAUCUGAGAAAGUGAUUUCACAUGCAUCUCGUACACUUUCACCAGCCGAGAGAAAUUACUCCCAGAUUGAGAAGGAAGGUUUAGCACUUGUUUUCGGUGUCACCAAGUUUCAUCGUUACAUUUUUGGAAGAAGAUUCACUCUCUUCACGGAUCAUAAACCACUGCUUUCAAUAUUUGGAUCCAAGAAAGGAAUUCCAUUGCAUUCAGCCAACCGCUUACAACGCUGGGCAUUGACUUUGUUGUCUUACACAUUCGAUAUCAAGUUCAUUUCCACAUCUUCAUUUGGACACGCUGAUGUUCUUUCAAGACUCAUCAACACUCACUCCAAGCCUGAUGAAGAAUUCAUUAUUGCCUGCACAGAACUUGAGAGAGAUGUAGCAACUGCGUUGGAUGAUGGCAUCCAUAGACUUCCUUUGACAUUCAAGAAGGUGGCUUCGGCUACACAGAAGUGUUCAACACUCCAAGCAGUCAAGGAAUUUGUGGUCAAUGGAUGGCCUCCUUCAAAAUCCCAUAUCAAAGACAGGGAAGUACAAUCUUAUUAUCAAUACAGAGAUUGUCUUACACUGAUCAAAGAUUGUUUGAUUUACAGAGAGCGAUUGGUGGUUCCGCACAUAUUCAGAAAGAAAGUACUUCACACACUCCAUGAAGCACACCCAGGUCAACAAAGAAUGCUUUCACUAGCCAGAAGUUUCGUGUUUUGGCCAGGCAUCGAUGGUCAAAUCCGCACGAUGGUUCGUGAGUGUGAAGACUGUGCGCUAGCAUCCAAAGCCCCCACCAAAUCGCCUCUCUGUCCAUGGCCAAAAUCAAACAAACCAUGGCAAAGGAUUCACAUGGAUUUUGCUCAAUGGAAAGGUGAAAACUUUUUACUCAUCAUUGAUUCUUUCUCCAAAUGGCCAGAAAUUAUCCAGAUGAAAUCAACCACGGCUGAAGCAACUAUCAGUGUUCUGUUGGAAAUAUUUUCUCGUUUUGGAAAUCCAGAGUUGAUAGUCAGCGACAAUGGCACCCAAUUUACUUCUGGAGUUUUCAAACAACUCUGUCAAUCAAGAGGUAUUCAGCACGAGAGAUGCAGCCCUUACCAUCCACAAUCAAAUGGACAGGUUGAGAGAUUCGUGGAUACACUCAAAAGAUCACUGCGCAAAAUGGAGAAUGAAGGAUCAUUGAAGGAGAAUCUGUGCAAAUUCCUACACUACUAUAGAUCAACACCGAAUCCAAACUCUCACAAUGGUUUAUCUCCAGCAGAAGCCUUUAUUGGAAGAAAAAUACGCACAAAUCUGUCACUUUUGAUUCCAAAAGAGGGGGAGCAGGAGGAGAAACAACCUGAUCCAGUAGAUCUUCCGAGAGUAUUCCAGCCAAAAGAGAAGGUCUAUGCCAAACAUUUCACAGGAAACACAUCAUUCUGGGUUCCUGGUGAAAUCAUUGAGAAAGUUGGAGCAGUCAUGUACAAUGUUCUCGUACAGCUGAAGAGUGGAAGAAUAAGGCUUAUUCGCUCUCACGUUAAUCAAAUCAAGAAGCGAUACUCCGAUACACCUCAGGAUUGCCCUAUUCCUACCGAUCUUUUGCUCGAUGAUGAGAGUGAGGAUGAGCCAAUGGAUGUUGAUGAAGAGGAUAGUGGUGACAGACCACAACCGCGCAGGAACUGGAGAAAACCGGAUAGGAAGACACCACCAUCAUUGCGUCCUCGACCAACCAGGAGAUUUCUUUAAAAAAAAGAGGGAGCAAUGUUGGGACAACCAUUUCCCGCCAAAAUGCAUUCUUGCAUCUGCAAGAAAUGGGCCACUUAAGAUCUGGUAAAAUUACCACCAGAUUCACUUUGCACUCAACUGUGGACCGAACCAGUGGCCGUAGAGGAUCUUGUUAAGUGAAGUGAAGUAUAGUUGUAGUUCAUGUAAUAGUCAAUAAAUAGUCAUUAUAAACCUUA
Phlebotomus papatasi is the source of this 2996-nucleotide messenger RNA. RefSeq lists its product as uncharacterized. The coding region runs from base 22 to 2781 and encodes 919 amino acids. Gene Ontology annotation, biological process: DNA integration. The record is from RefSeq and is a predicted model, not a curated record. The transcript has 2 exons. Gene Ontology annotation, molecular function: nucleic acid binding. NCBI's taxonomy places the organism in Eukaryota, Metazoa, Arthropoda, Insecta, Diptera, Psychodidae.